AUGGAGAGGAUAAAGAUCAUGUCUAUAGGAGCGCUGAUAUGGACACUGGCUAUUGGACUUGCUGCAACACAAACCACAACUGAUGUUUUAUGAUCAGGAGUGAGUUCACAACACAAUGAGCAGGUUUGCAGUGUGUGGGGAAACUAUCAUUACAAGACCUUCGACGGGAACUACUUCCAGCUCCCAGCUUCCUGCAACUACAUCUUGACGUCACACUGUUCGGCCAGCUAUGAAGACUUUAACAUCCAGCUGAGACAUCAGGUGGUGGACAACGAACCCACAAUCAGCAAAAUCACCAUGAAGCUGCAGGGGACAGUCAUUGAGCUGACCAAAGGCUCUCUCAGUGUUAAUGGGCAAAUAGUCACACUUCCAUUUAGCAGCUCUGAAGUUUUCAUCGAGAAGAUGGCGUCUUAUAUUUCAGUCAAGGCUGUUUUGGGGCUAGUAGCCAUGUGGAAUGAAGACGAUUCAUUCAUGGUUAAGUUAGAUGACAAAUACAAAAACCAAACGUGUGGACUUUGUGGAGACUUCAACGGAAUCGAGGUUUACAAUGAAUUCAUCAGUAAUGGAAAUACGCUGUCUGUUUCUGAUUAUGGGAACCUCUGGAAGAUGGAUGGUCCAACAGAAGUCUGUAAGGAAGACACAGUAACUCUUGAAGAAAACUGUGGAGAUGAGAAUUUCUGCCGUGAUAUCUUCUCCAGUUCAGUGUUCAGUGAUUGCAGAGGUCGGGUUUCCAUUGAUUCAUUUGUCCAAGUUUGCAUGAAAGACCUGUGCCAUUGCAACAGCACUUCUGGAUCCUUCUGCCUAUGCAAAUCCAUCGCCGAAUAUUCAAGGCAGUGUGUGCAUGCAGGUGGAAAGCCUGAAGAAUGGAGAUCAGAAUAUUUUUGCCCACAUCCGUGCCCAGAAAGCAUGAUCCACCAAGAAUGUGGAAAUCCCUGCACUGACACCUGCACAAACCCUGAAAUAGGACAAGUGUGCGAGCACCACUGCAUUGAUGGAUGCUUCUGCCCUCCUGGCACCGUUUUUGAUGAUAUACACAAUACUGGCUGUAUCCCGCACAGUGAAUGCUCCUGCGUCCUUGGAGGUAAAAUAUUCGCCUCAGGGGAGAGUUACACAAGCAGCUGCAGAGACUGUACCUGUGAACAGGGACAGUGGAACUGUAUCCAGAAAGAUUGCCCACAUUCAUGCUCAGUAGAGGGUGGAUCCCAUAUUACCACUUAUGAUGGAAAAGCCUACACCUUUCAUGGGGACUGCACUUAUGUUCUGUCCAAACAAUGCUCAGGCACAGAAUUCACAGUUCAAGGAGACCUGGUGAAAUGUGGUGUGACUGAAACUGAAACCUGUUUGAAGUCAGUAACGCUGGCAUUGUUAGAUGGAACUAAUGUGAUCAAAGUGGAUUCCAGUGGAAAUAUUGAGGUCAACAGAAUAAUUGCCCAGAUGCCACUUUUUACAGCUGAUGUGAGCAUUUUCAAGCCCUCCUCAUUCUACAUUGUCAUUCAGGCCCAUUUGAUUGGGCUUCGUCUAGAGAUCCAGCUUGUACCAUUAAUGCAACUUUACAUCACAGCCAAUUCAGCGUACCAAGGAGAAACAUGCGGUCUUUGUGGCAAUUUCAACAACAUUGAGACUGAUGAUUUCACAACCAUUGGUGGACUCAGGGAAGCAACCGCUUUAGAUUUUGCAAACACCUGGAAAACAAGAGCAAGUUGCCCUGAUGUCAAAAGAAACUUUGAGAAUCCUUGCAGUCUUAGCACUGAAAAUGAGAAAUAUGCACAGCACUGGUGUUCCCUGCUAUCAGAUCCCUCAUCAGUGUUUGCCCCCUGCCACUCUGAAAUCAGCCCUGAAAUCUACAAAGCAAAUUGCAUAUAUGACAGCUGCAACUGUGAGAAAAGUGAGGACUGCAUGUGUGCUGCUUUGUCUUCAUACGUUCACGCAUGUGCUGCAAGAGGGAUUGCCCUUGAUGGCUGGAGAGAAGCUGCCUGCAAAACGUACACACUAACCUGCCCCAGCACCAUGGUCUACUCUUAUCAAAUGACCAGCUGUGACCGCACUUGUCGAUCCCUCAGCCAAUCAGACAACACCUGCGCUAUUGACUUCGUGCCAGUAGAUGGCUGCGGAUGCGCACAAGGAACAUACAUGAGCGAGAAUGGUGACUGUGUUGCACCUGCCAGCUGCUCAUGUUAUGAUUCAGGCAAAAUUAUUCCUGCUGGAGACACGAUCUCUAAAGAUGGUGGAUCAUGUAUUUGCAAACAAGGGACACUGAGCUGCACUGGGGUAUCGAAUGGGGAAGAGUGCCAAGAUCCAAUGACAUUUUUCAACUGCUCCAGUGCUAGCCCCGGAUCCACAGGAUCGGAGUGUCAGAAGAGUUGCAACACAUUAGACAUGGCCUGCAUCAGCACAGAGUGUGUGUCUGGCUGUGUGUGCCCCUCUGGACUGGUGUCUGAUGGGAAAGGUAGCUGUAUCGCUGAAAACCUGUGCCCAUGCUUCCAUAACGGAGUUGCCUACCAACCUGGAGAAAGCAUUAAGACUGACUGUAAUACAUGUACUUGCAAGGAUAGACGAUGGAUCUGUACCACAAACCAGUGCAGUGGGACAUGCAGUAUCUAUGGAGACGGCCAUUAUAAAACGUUUGACGAGAAAAGAUACGUCUUCAGUGGAAACUGUGAAUACAGCCUUGUUCAGGACUUCUGCAACAACACCACUGGCACUUUUAGAGUCAUUACUGAAAACAUUCCCUGUGGAUCCACCGGCACAACUUGUUCCAAGGCUAUCAAGCUGUUUCUUGGCAGCAUUGAGCUUAGAUUGAUAGAUGGAUCCUACCAAGUUGUCCGUAGAGAUGCAGGAGAGGAGAUUCCCUACCAGAUGCGCACCAUGGGGCUUUACUUGGUGAUUGAGGCCAAUAAUGGUCUGAUGCUCAUAUGGGACAGAAAAACUACUAUACACAUCAAACUGAGUCCAGAGUUUAAUGGUCGUGUGUGUGGUCUGUGCGGAAACUACGAUGGCAAUGCAAACAAUGACUUCACUACGCGCAGUCAAGCAAUUGCUGUUGAAACCCUGGAUUUUGUAAACAGCUGGAAGCUCUCUAAUUGUCCAGAUGCAACCCUCAUCCAAGAUCCUUGUGUCCAUAAUCCAUAUAGAGAGGCAUGGGCCCAGAGACAGUGCAGCAUCAUUACCAGCAGUGUCUUCUCAACCUGUCAUUCACAGGUGGACCCAUCUCCUUUCUAUGAUGCUUGUGUGAGAGAUGCAUGUGCUUGUGAUAGUGGUGGAGAUUAUGAGUGUUUUUGCACUGCUGUAACAGAAAACUCAAAAGACUGUAAAGACUCCGUAGCCUGCAUAACACCUAAAACACCCAAUAUUGCAGCAAUGUUUUGUGAUUAUUACAACCCCCCUGGUGAAUGUGAGUGGCAUUACAAACCUUGUGGAGCACCUUGUAUGCAGACGUGCAGAAACCCCUCUGGAGAUUGCUCUAGUCAGAUACCAGCACUUGAAGGUUGCUAUCCUAAAUGCCCUCACCAUAAUCCUAAUUAUGAUAACAAUAACAUUAAGACAGUAACACAGUAACAUUUUUGCUUUUAUGUUGAUAUGUUACAUUAUCAGGUUGGCCAGCAGGUGCCAACCACAGAGAACUGUCAGUCAUGUUAUUGUACAUCAUUUGGUGUUGUCUGUGACUUUGAUGUAAAUGCAUGUACAUGCCAGUACAACAAUGUGGAGUACAACUUUGGAGAUAUCAUUUAUCACACAACGGAUGGACUGGGAGGUUGCAUCACAGGCAGAUGUUCAGUCAAUGGAACUAUUGAGAGGACUUUGAUACCUUGUGAAACAACUACUGUCCCAACAACCACAUCCACCUUGACCACAACGCAGACAUUAACACCAACCCCGACAACAGUUUUUGUCUUCAGCACCCCAGAUCACAACUUCUCUGCACAAUGA
Messenger RNA from Cyprinus carpio (common carp), 3927 nucleotides. Its product is annotated as mucin-5AC-like. Gene Ontology annotation, cellular component: extracellular matrix. Gene Ontology annotation, molecular function: protein binding. Lineage: Eukaryota; Metazoa; Chordata; Actinopteri; Cypriniformes; Cyprinidae. The transcript has 29 exons. The record is from RefSeq and is a predicted model, not a curated record.